Yamadazyma jaroonii is the source of this 1341-nucleotide messenger RNA. The record is from the annotation of a GenBank genome assembly. Lineage: Eukaryota; Fungi; Ascomycota; Pichiomycetes; Serinales; Debaryomycetaceae.
AUGCUAGAACCAAGUGAGAGGCUAAGGAGCGCUAUAGUUGAAGGGAAUCUUUCCAUUACAAAACGAUUGUUAUUCAGGUUUCCUGAACUUUGGUUGAAUAUAGAUAACAAAAACGGUUGGAAUAAUCUACAUUAUAGUUCAUAUAAUGGUAAUUAUUUGAUUUGUUUCCAUUUAAUUUCUUUCAUUAAUCAAUUUAAGGACGAGAAUGAAGAUUUGAAUAACAUACUUAACAAUAGAUUGGAUAUGUUAACUUUUGAUAAGUUAUCACCUUUGCAUUUAACCAUUAUGAAUGAGCAUUUACAAACAUUGCAUUAUUUAUUAACCGAAUUUCCUGGAAACUAUUGGAUAAAUCAUCAAGGAGGAGAAUUGUUGCAAACGCCAUUGCAUUUUUGUUGCAGAUUUGGAUUCAUUGAAGGGUUAAAGCUUUUACUUGAGAAAGGAGCAGAUCACAAUAUUCUUGAUAAAAACAAGAAUAACUUAUUGCAUAUAUCAUUUGAAUUCGGGCAAUUUGAAUGUAUCAAAGUAUUCAUUAACUUCCUAUAUCAGAAGGAAAAUGGUGCCAAGCUUAUCAAAUCAUUUGAGAAUUCAAAGAAUGAAAGAGGUUGGUUACCAAUAGAAUUGAGUAAGAAUUUCAAAUUAACAAAGUUAUACAAGAGUUUCAAGUCAACAUUGUUAUCUUUGAGCAAUUCAUCAUCAUCUAUUGUUGACGAGAAUAUCAACAUUCCUGCUUAUAGCAAUUCGUCCUCGCUAUUCAACAAUGAUGAUGAAUUCAGUAUCAGUUCUAAUAGUCCAAAUAAGAUUCUUGCAUCACCUAUUAUGUCAGUGAAUGAAUUUAAAAGAGCUCAUUCACAAUCAUUACCAACACAGAUAGAACCACCUAUAAUAAGGCAAAGAGCAAACACGUCUAUUGAAAGGCCACCUAUUACUCCAACCUUACCUGUGACGCCAGUUUUGAAGAAAACUUCAUCAUUAAAAUCAUUGACAAUAUCACCUUCAAUAAGAUUGAAUACUGAAAAUGAUCAUAUUGAUUUAGAUUCGACAUCCUCAUCAACAACCACGACAACCAAUUCUUCUCCAAUCAAAGCUCAAUUCCCAAUGAUCAAGACAAAAUCGUUCAAACUAGUGGAAACACCAGAAUCUCCUUCAUCGAUAGCUGCAAAAAUUGCAUUCAGUUCAUCGAGAAAGAAUUCUGAUUCCAAAAGUUUAGCCAAUUCAAUCAACUCAAAGUCAAGAAGUAAUUCUGAUUCCAAGUCCGAAAGGGAUUUGAAGGAAUCAAAAAAUUCCUCUCCUAAAAAACAUAAGAAUUCAAUCAACUCAAUAAGUUUCAGUAGAAUUAGAUAG